Messenger RNA from Penicillium arizonense, 1488 nucleotides. Its product is annotated as MFS transporter. NCBI's taxonomy places the organism in Eukaryota, Fungi, Ascomycota, Eurotiomycetes, Eurotiales, Aspergillaceae. The record is from RefSeq and is a predicted model, not a curated record. The transcript is spliced from 3 exons. Gene Ontology annotation, biological process: transmembrane transport. Gene Ontology annotation, molecular function: transmembrane transporter activity. The coding region runs from base 1 to 1488 and encodes 495 amino acids.
AUGGAUACAGAAAUGCGGGACACUGAAGCGCAGUCGGAUCAGCUGCCAGACGAGAAAACCAGCGAAAACCGCACAGCGCACGAGUCCCAAUAUGAUGUUUUCUGGGAAGAACCUGCCAGCGAAGACCCUGCGAGCCCGAUGAACUGGAGCUCUGGGCGCAAAUGGACUAUCGUCGGAAUGGUUUCGUUCAUUACUUUCUUGACACCUCUCGCCUCUUCAAUGUUUGCGCCGGGUAUUACACAGGUCUUGAACGAGUUCGGUACGACGUCGAAUCUCCUCUCCGCUUUUGUCGUCUCGGUAUACGUCCUGGGAUUCGCCUUUGGCCCUUUAAUUAUCGCGCCGUUAAGUGAAUUCAGCGGCCGCACAUGGGUAUACAAUGUUUGCAAUGUCUUGUUCGUGAUAUUCAAUAUCGCGAGUGCGCUUGCUCCUGGUAUUGCAUCGUUGAUUUUCUUCCGAUUCCUUGAUGGGGUUGCGGGGGUCGCUGCUAUCACAUGUGGCAGUGGUACAAUCGCAGAUCUCGUGCCCCCUGAGAAGCGUGGGCAGGCAAUGUCUAUCUGGUCUUUGGGGCCCCUUUUCGGCCCCAUCAUUGGCCCGGUCGUGGGUGGAUUCCUUGUUGAGGCGACAAAUUGGCGAUGGGUAUUCUGGGUCCUUGCUAUCGUGAGUGGAGCUGCUUCAGUGGUCUUCUUUUUUCUUGUACCAGAAACGUAUCCUCCAAUUCUCCUCGAAAGAAAAGCUGCUCGGCUACGGAAAUCAACGGGAGAUAUGGCCUACAAGUCUCGUCUGGAUGCUGGAAUCCCUGCCAAGCAACUGUUCGUGCGGAGUCUUAUUCGACCAUCGAAGAUGCUCAUCUUAUCUCCCAUUGUGGCCUUGAUGUCCAGCUACAUUGCCGUUCUUUACGGCUUUCUCUACAUCCUAUUUACCACGUUCACCCUCGUGUUCGAGGGCCAAUAUGGCUUUUCCGCCAGCGCUAGCGGUCUCUCGUUCUUAGGCAGCGGAGUGGGAAUGUUGAUUGGUCUUGCGUACGUGGGGACACUAAGUGACCGCAAGAUCAGAAUCAAGGUGGAACGCAAAUUAACACCUGUCCCAGAGGACCGACUGCCCAUGUACCUCACAAUCCCCGGCUCGUUGGCCAUACCUGCUGGACUGUUUAUUUAUGGAUGGUCAACCGACAAGGUGGUCCACUGGAUUGUUCCGGAGAUCGGAACUGCCGUCGUUGGUUUCGGAAUGAUCACUAUCUUGAUGUGUGUUCAGACAUAUCUGGUAGACGCUUUCUUGACUCAUGCCGCGAGUGCCGUGGCUGCGUGCACCGUGCUGCGAAGUUUACUUGGCGCUCUUCUUCCUCUGUGUGGAUUGCAAAUGUACGAAAAACUCGGCCUUGGAUGGGGAAACAGCUUGUUGGCAUUUCUUGCUUUAGCAAUGGCGCCUAUACCUAUUUUGUUUGAGAGAUGGGGAGAGAAGCUGCGGACUCAGUCGACUAUUCAACUAUAG